Molecule: messenger RNA, 803 nt
Organism: Bombina bombina (fire-bellied toad)
Lineage: Eukaryota; Metazoa; Chordata; Amphibia; Anura; Bombinatoridae
Gene: CGA
Product: glycoprotein hormones, alpha polypeptide
Exons: 5
Coding region: 178-546 (122 amino acids)
Biological process (GO): thyroid hormone generation; positive regulation of steroid biosynthetic process
Cellular component (GO): follicle-stimulating hormone complex; extracellular region
Molecular function (GO): follicle-stimulating hormone activity
Source: RefSeq, a predicted model, not a curated record
GAAGGCUGAAGAUUUUAACAAAAGGGAUGUGGGGUGACAGGAUUCUUAAAUGAUCUUACCGUCAGAUGAGAGUGGCAGGUUCCCGGUAUUGAUUCCUCCGAUCCCGACUAUGGUCACCUCGAAGAUGCUGGGACGCAACAUUUCCUCCCAUCGGGAGUACUCAACGAGAGAAACAUCAUGGAUUAUUGUGGAAAGUACUUAGCAGUAAUUCUGGCCUUGCUAUCAGUGUUUAUGCAUGUACUUCAUUCCUUUCCAGAUGGAAAUUCAGUGGUUCAAGGUUGUCCAGAGUGCAAACUGAAAGAAAAUAAUUACUUUUCAAAGUUGCUUUUAAAAGCCCCAAUUUUCCAGUGUACUGGAUGUUGCUUCUCUCGGGCUUAUCCUACACCAGUGAGAUCAAAGAAAACAAUGCUGGUCCCCAAGAACAUUACAUCAGAGGCAACAUGCUGCGUGGCAAAGGCAUCCACAAGGGUUACAGUAAUGGAUAAUUUGAAGAUUGAAAACCACACAGACUGUCACUGCAGUACCUGCUAUUAUCACAAAUCUUAAAUUCAUGAAAAAUAUCAAAACAUGUGUAUGUUAUAAUUUUGCAUGAUUUCCUGUGUUCUCUGUUAUUAGCCAGUUUAACCCAGUAUAACGUUUCUUCUCCAUAAUCCAUUAUCAAAAGUUUUAAAAUAAAAAUAGAGCUUCUUUUGCAUAACUAAUAUGGAGAGUCAUUGUAAUUAAACAUGUAAUGUUGUUUGACGUUGAUAUUCCUUAAAGAUAAAUUCUACAUUUCACAUUUAUCAAUAAAAUGCCACUGAUGA